Tarenaya hassleriana is the source of this 2075-nucleotide messenger RNA. Its product is annotated as peptide chain release factor 1. Gene Ontology annotation, molecular function: translation release factor activity, codon specific. The transcript has 10 exons. Gene Ontology annotation, biological process: translational termination. The coding region runs from base 115 to 1476 and encodes 453 amino acids. The record is from RefSeq and is a predicted model, not a curated record. NCBI's taxonomy places the organism in Eukaryota, Viridiplantae, Streptophyta, Magnoliopsida, Brassicales, Cleomaceae.
CCAAGACGUUCGUUCUUGCUGGCGCCGUCGCGACGCCGAACAAGGGUUCCUCUCAUCUUUCCCGUCCGAUCGCUAAACAUUGGACGAUUGGCGGAAGUGUUUCGGUCUUAAAACAUGAGAGAAAUAUUUCGGGCAAAGUUUUUGAGCAAUCUGAUUCGCUCGAGAUGGCAGAUUCGAUCUUGCUCGAGAAUUUCACAGCCAAAUUAUCGCAGCAGAGGUUCAUUUUUCGCGUAUGCGAUGAUUCGUUCUUAUACAACGGAACUGCAACCCCAGUUGUCGCGGGACCUUAUUAAGAUAAUGGAGCAGAGAUUAUCUGCGAUAGAGUGCCGCAAUGCUGUUCUUGAGAAGCUUGUAAACCAGCCUGAAUACUCACCGACGGAGUUCUCAAGAGCUAAUAAGGAACUCCGGAAGCUGAGGGAAUCAAUGGAGCUGAUAAACGAAUUAAGGGCCAAACAAAAGGAGAUUGAUGGACUGAAAUCUCUUGUGUCUGAGUGUUCUGAGGAUAAGGACAUGCUAGACAUGGCUGUUGCUGAGCUAGAUGAGGCGGUGAAUGAAGAAAAAAGAGUGCAGACUUUGCUGCUCAGAUCGUUGCUCCCUAAAGAUGAAGCUGACGAGAGGGAUUGUAUCCUGGAGGUGAGAGCAGGUACUGGAGGAGAGGAGGCCUCUCUGUUUGCCAUGGACAUAUUUAAAAUGUAUGAGAGAUACUCACAGAAGAAGGGUUGGAAAUUUGAAGUGGUAGACAUCACUGAGUCAGAUUUGAGAGGAUAUAAAGAAGCGAGUGCUGCAGUAUCCGGAGCAGGUGUGUAUGGAAAAUUUAAAUUCGAGAGUGGUAUCCACAGGGUUCAGCGUAUUCCUGUAACAGAGAAAUGUGGGCGUAUUCACACCAGUGCCGUAUCUGUUGCCAUCCUCCCUCAGGCAGAUGAGGUAGAUGUCCAGCUAAGGAACGAAGACUUGAGGAUUGAUACUUAUAGGUCUGGUGGCUCUGGUGGUCAGCAUGCCAACACGACGAACAGUGCAGUCAGAAUGACUCACCUUCCGACUGGGAUGACGGUUUCAAUCCAAGAUGAAAGAUCUCAACAUAUGAACAAAGCCAAAGCGCUCAAAGUACUAUGUGCAAAGCUUUAUGAAAUCGAGAGGUCAAGAAUUCAUACCAGUCGAUCGAAACUACGAUUUGAGCAGGUAUAUCAAGUAAAAGAUUUUUCAUUCCGGAAAGCGGGUUUCAGUCAUUCCUCUCUCCCUACCUGUGUGUAUAGAUACAUAUUAACAGAUGGCGUUGAGCAGAUUGGAAGUGGAGACAGAUCUGAGCGUAUACGUACAUACAACUUUCCACAAGGGCGUGUCACAGAUCAUCGGGUCGGCAUAACUCACCACGCCAUAGACGAUAUGAUGCAGGGAGAGAAUCUGGAUAUCUUCAUCGAUGCCCUUCUCUUGCGUCAAGAAAUGGACGCCAUAGCCUCUUUCAGCUCCUCUGUGUAGAGAGGAAGACCUGCUUCACAGAUUUUGCAUCACAAAGGUAAAAAAGAACCAAACUUAAACUGAACCCACCAUGGAAAUGGAGAGUCAUCCAUCUGGUUGCUUCAGCUGUCGGAAUAAAGCUGGGAAACGGAUCACAGAGAGGAAGAAAGGAAUGGGAAAAGGGCAGAGCCAGGGAAGAGGCAGUGCAUGGGUGGAGACCAAACAUUCUUCAACUGUUUGUUUGUCUAGUCACUCCAUCCAUGCUCUGUCUCUUCCCCGUCUCAUGCUCCGCCCCUUCUUUCCUCUUCCUCCAACGAAUAAGAACUCUACCUUUUCAUUGUCUGAAAAUUCUUCUGCAUCUCGAAAUGGCCAAUCGAAGACCAGUUUUUUGUUUUUUCGGUUUCUGGGUAUGUCUUCCCGAGUUAUAUAGAUUUCGAAUCAGGGAGGAGAAUGUCGUUUUGGGUACGUUUCGAUUCGUUCAUGUACUGCACGAGAAUCGAUUUCUCAGGAACUUGUACUAUACAUAUGUGUUGCCUUAAAGUCUUGUACUGUGUACUAACCUUAGAGGAUCAAAGGCAAAACCUCUGGUUCAGGUCGAAGGUGCUCAGAUUUGAUUGUUU